This is a messenger RNA of Lacerta agilis (Sand lizard), 5970 nucleotides long. It is a transcript of the gene PIK3CA, whose product is annotated as phosphatidylinositol-4,5-bisphosphate 3-kinase catalytic subunit alpha. The coding region runs from base 416 to 3622 and encodes 1068 amino acids. Gene Ontology annotation, biological process: phosphatidylinositol-mediated signaling; cell migration; phosphatidylinositol-3-phosphate biosynthetic process. The record is from RefSeq and is a predicted model, not a curated record. Gene Ontology annotation, cellular component: phosphatidylinositol 3-kinase complex, class IA; plasma membrane; phosphatidylinositol 3-kinase complex, class IB. Lineage: Eukaryota; Metazoa; Chordata; Lepidosauria; Squamata; Lacertidae. The transcript has 22 exons. Gene Ontology annotation, molecular function: 1-phosphatidylinositol-3-kinase activity; 1-phosphatidylinositol-4-phosphate 3-kinase activity.
CGCCCUUCGCCGCCCGACUCCUUCGCCUCGGGCUCCGGUCCACGCGGGGAAAGACGGAGGUUGGUACCUUGAUUAGACACUUGACCUUCCGUCAACUCUGCUAAUCUUGGAAAUAAAUAUGUUCAAAAUGAUAAUUUUAGAUACUUGCAGUGAAGAUUCAUACAGAAUGAAUUCCCAGAGUUGAAAAAAAGUUCAUGUAAAGAAGACCGUAGCAAUGUUUCUAGAUUAUAUCAAAGAUCCACAUCUUGGUACUGUACAACAUACGGAUAACAGAACAUCCAAUAAUGUGAUCAUCAUGUGAAACAGAAGGCUGUGUAGGAUCUGCUGAUCCAAGAGAAUAAGAGGUUGCAGGUUUUCCUGCAGGAAUCUACAAACAUAGUCUUUUGAUAAUCUCAAGAGAAGGUACCUAAUAAAAAUGCCUCCAAGACCAUCAUCCGGUGAACUGUGGGGCAUCCAUUUGAUGCCACCAAGAAUCCUAGUAGAAUGUCUUCUACCUAAUGGCAUGAUAGUGACUUUAGAAUGCCUCCGUGAGGCCACCUUGUUAAAUAUUAAACACGAACUUUUUAAAGAAGCUCGAAAAUACCCUCUCUAUCAGCUCCUUCAAGAUGAGUCCUCUUACAUUUUCGUAAGUGUUACGCAAGAAGCAGAAAGGGAAGAAUUUUUCGAUGAAACACGGCGACUAUGCGAUCUACGACUCUUCCAGCCUUUUCUAAAAGUCAUAGAGCCAGUAGGCAACAGAGAAGAGAAAAUUCUGAAUCGGGAAAUUGGUUUUGCUAUUGGCAUGCCUAUCUGUGAAUUUGACUUGGUUAAGGAUCCAGAAGUUCAGGACUUCAGAAGAAACAUUCUUAAUGUUUGUAAAGAAGCAGUAGAUCUGCGAGAUGUUAACGCACCCCAUAGCAGAGCAUUGUAUGUCUGUCCCCCAAACAUAGAAUCUUCGCCCGAGUUGCCCAAGCAUAUAUACAGUAAACUUGAUAAAGGACAAAUAAUAGUGGUGAUAUGGGUAAUAGUCUCCCCCAACAAUGACAAGCAGAAGUACACUUUAAAAAUCAAUCAUGAUUAUGUGCCAGAACAAGUCAUUGCUGAAGCAAUCAGGAAAAAAACACGAAGUAUGUUGCUGUCAUCCGAACAGCUAAAGCUCUGUGUGUUAGAGUACCAGGGGAAGUAUAUUUUAAAAGUAUGUGGUUGUGAUGAAUAUUUGCUAGAAAAACAUCCCCUGAGUCAAUACAAGUACAUCCGGAGUUGUAUCAUGCUUGGUCGAAUGCCCAAUUUGAUGCUGAUGGCUAAGGAAAGUCUUUACACCCAGCUGCCAUUGGAUACCUUUACAAUGCCAUCUUAUUCUAGGCGUAUUUCUACAGCUACACCAUACAUGAAUGGAGAAGCUUCAGCCAAAUCCCUCUGGGCUAUUAACAGUAAUCUCAGAAUAAAGAUUCUCUGUGCUACCUAUGUAAAUGUAAAUAUUCGAGAUAUUGACAAGAUUUAUGUCCGAACUGGCAUCUAUCAUGGAGGAGAGCCAUUAUGUGAUAAUGUGAAUACUCAGAGAGUACCUUGCUCCAAUCCUAGGUGGAAUGAGUGGCUGCAGUAUGAGAUGCACGUUCUUGAUCUUCCACGUGCGGCUCGGCUUUGCCUUUCUAUCUGCUCCGUUAAAGGGAGGAAAGGUGCAAAGGAGGAGCACUGUCCAUUGGCGUGGGGGAAUAUUAACAUGUUUGAUUACACAGACACUCUUGUUUCUGGCAAAAUGGCUCUGAAUCUGUGGCCUGUACCUCAUGGGUUGGAAGACCUGCUAAAUCCCAUUGGAGUCACUGGAUCAAAUCCCAAUAAGGAAACUCCUUGUUUAGAGCUGGAAUUUGAUUGGUUUAGCAGUCCUGUAAAGUUUCCCGACAUGUCUGUAAUUGAAGACCAUGCCAAUUGGACUAUAUCUCGAGAACUAGGGUUUAACUACAGUCAUGCAGGAUUGAGUAAUAGACUAGCACGAGAUAAUGAAUUAAGAGAUUGUGACAAAGAGCAGCUGCGUUCAAUCUGCACUCGAGACCCACUGUCUGAAAUAACUGAACAAGAAAAGGAUUUCCUUUGGAGCCACAGGCAUUACUGCGUAAAUACGCCAGAAAUUCUACCUAAAUUGCUUUUGUCUGUCAAAUGGAACUCUAGAGAUGAAGUAGCCCAGAUGUACUGCUUGAUAAAAGACUGGCCUCCCAUCAAGCCUGAACAGGCAAUGGAGCUUUUGGACUGCAAUUACCCAGAUCCGAUGGUGCGAGCAUUUGCAAUUCGAUGUCUAGAAAAAUAUCUGACAGAUGACAAACUCUCUCAGUAUUUGAUUCAGCUGGUACAGGUUCUGAAAUACGAGCAGUACUUGGAUAAUCUGCUCGUGAGAUUUUUACUGAAGAAAGCACUAACCAAUCAAAGAAUAGGACACUUCUUCUUUUGGCAUCUAAAGUCUGAAAUGCACAACAAAAAUGUGAGCCAGAGGUUUGGUCUGCUUUUGGAGUCAUAUUGCCGAGCAUGUGGGAUGUACCUUAAACAUCUGAGCAGGCAGGUAGAAGCUAUGGAAAAACUUAUUAACCUCACAGACAUCCUUAAACAGGAGAAAAAGGAUGAAACUCAAAAGGUACAGAUGAAAUUCCUUGUGGAGCAAAUGAGGCGGCCAGACUUCAUGGAUGCAUUGCAAGGCUUUAUAUCUCCUCUCAAUCCUGCUCAUCAGCUUGGAAAUCUUAGGCUUGAGGAGUGCAGGAUUAUGUCAUCUGCUAAAAGGCCACUUUGGCUUAAUUGGGAAAACCCAGAUAUCAUGUCUGAGCUGCUGUUUCAGAACAAUGAAAUCAUCUUUAAAAAUGGAGAUGAUCUACGUCAGGAUAUGCUCACACUUCAAAUCAUAAGAAUCAUGGAAAACAUCUGGCAAAACCAAGGGCUUGAUCUUAGGAUGCUGCCUUAUGGUUGUUUAUCUAUUGGCGACUGUGUGGGGCUCAUUGAGGUUGUGAGAAAUUCACACACAAUCAUGCAGAUCCAGUGCAAAGGUGGCCUUAAAGGAGCACUGCAAUUCAACAGCCAUACAUUACAUCAGUGGCUCAAAGACAAGAACAAAGGGGAAAUGUAUGAUGCAGCUAUUGAUUUGUUUACACGCUCUUGUGCUGGCUAUUGUGUGGCUACUUUCAUACUGGGAAUUGGAGAUCGUCACAAUAGCAAUAUCAUGGUGAAAGAUGAUGGGCAGCUGUUUCACAUUGAUUUCGGACACUUUUUGGAUCACAAAAAGAAGAAGUUUGGCUAUAAACGAGAGCGUGUGCCAUUUGUCUUAACGCAAGAUUUCUUGAUAGUGAUUAGUAAAGGAGCCCAAGAAUGUACCAAAACAAGGGAAUUUGAAAGGUUCCAAGAAAUGUGUUAUAAAGCUUAUCUAGCAAUCCGACAGCAUGCCAAUCUUUUCAUAAACCUCUUCUCCAUGAUGCUUGGUUCCGGGAUGCCAGAACUACAGUCUUUUGAUGACAUUGCAUAUAUUCGCAAGACUCUUGCAUUGGACAAAACGGAGCAGGAAGCUCUGGAGUAUUUCAUGAAACAGAUGAAUGAUGCUCAUCAUGGUGGCUGGACAACAAAAAUGGACUGGAUCUUUCAUACAAUCAAGCAACAUGCCUUGAACUGAAACAAAAAUGAAUGUGCUGAAAAACUGAUGACCCAUUUUGUGGCUGUUUCACUGCACUGUUGGCAGUAAAGAUUGGUUGCAUCUUAAUUGCACAAACCAUGAACAGCAUUUGAACUUGCAGCAAGAUUAAAAAACAACAACCUCAAAGCUAUUUAAAUACGUUAAACAGGGUUUCGGAACACUACAGACUGUGUAUUACAAAUACAACUUUUCCUGUAUGUACAGUCAUGUUAUGCCUUAAGUCUAGGAAGGUAUACUUCAGAGAUUUGUUUGAUUGAUUGGGGAAUCUGUGCCGAGCAUUAAAACCAGUCAUUCACAUGUUCCAGUUGGUCUGGUGAAAAUUGGGCCCAUGUAGGUUUGCAAAAAAGGAAAGCUUAGCAAUAUUAAUUGCUCCUGAGAGUUUUCCUCUCCCAUGAACUCCAGUCAGUAAAUUAGAGAAGAUCGUGCCUUCAUAAUGUCAGAUAUAAUUGGUGGAUUUUAGAGUAGCAAUUUUCUCAGUUUUUAUUUGACUAUUUCAAACAAGUUAUUAGGUAUAGAUCUUAAGAUUCUGCUGGACAGUAUUAGUAGGUUUUCAAUGUGAUUACCUCUCCCACCACCUCAAAAGUCUGGCUAGUGGGGAGGAUUGGGUUUAGUGCAACACUUUCAGAUUCGAUUUUUUUUUCUAACCUAAACCUCAGUACAUUUUUUCAAGCAUGUUUUUCAGAACCUAAAAAGAGGUGAGUUAUUAGAAUUAAAGAUUAUUUUUAUAAAGGUUAUUUAUAUAACAGAAGCUAUUAAUAUAUAAUACUUCCUUACAUUGAUUUUUCCAAUUUUGUCAUUUUAAUUCUGUAGAUCAUUUCUCUUUCUAAGAGCCUACUUGUAUAAGCCGCUAGGCUGAUGUUGUGGUUUGUAGGAUCAUAUUUAAAGAUCCUUGUGCUGGUCUGGGGCAUGAGUUGUCCAUGUGUUCUUAGAUGUGACUCUAAAGCCCUACACCAAGCUCACCUCUGGCAGGAAGGGGUUAGGAACUUUCCAACAGGAAGCUUGGUAGAGCAGCAUAGGUGCACCCCACUAUUUAGUACGCUGUUUAGUUGCACCAGCACAAACUUCUGUUCCUGUGGUUGACCCUCUAUGACACGGCUAAUUUGUUUGCUUGGAAGCGAUUUUCUGUUGAAAUCUGUGUGAUCGAUUUCCAAGUAAACACACUUUAAAGACUAGAAUGUCCAACUCCAUUGUCUAUAGCUUUCUCAAAUUUUGAUAGUGAGUUUAAGUCAAGCAACAAACUCUUGCUGAAAUUCAAAUUUGACUUGGCAGAUCAAUGGUAAUCCUUGGCGUGGGACCAGGUAGAUCAGUGGGAACGCAAAGACUUUGACUUUGUCUAAGUGCUCCCAAGCAGCAACAUUCUCUUGCAAAACCUCUUUGAUUGGCUUUCAGUACUCUUGUUCAGCAUAAUCAGAAGAGAGACUUGCAUGGAUUGGGAAAUGGGAGGGGAAGACGAGUAACCUUCACCCUCUGCUUUUUCACCCAGUGCUGGCACACAGAGAUUAAGAUCAGUUAUUGGGAAAGCUUUUGCUUCCACUAGUAACUGUUUUUACUUCCAACAGAAGUAUAAACAGAACGAUAACUUGCAACAAAUGCUUCCAGUGCCAAUGUCAGCUCUGGUAUUUUAGGGUGGAAUGAGGCCCCACAUGUCUUCCUUCAAAUACUAUCUCAGGCAAUACUCUUCAGAUGAUAUGCUGGGCAUUUUGUUAAUCCUGGACUUUGGAGUCCAUCUCUGUCUUAGCCCUCUUUCUUGGACUGUUAAACAGAAGCUGCUUAAUUGCAGUAACUAACAUACUAGAAAAUCACUAUAUUUUCAAUCCGAUCACUAAAUGGUCCUUUGUACUGCAAAAGAAACAAUAGUCCAUAGCAUGCAGAGCUAGCAACCAAUAUUUUAUACCUGUGUGUGUGUGUGUGUGUGUGUACAUAUAUAUAUAUAUAUAUACUUAUAUAUAUCUGUAUAUAUCUGUCUUUAAAACAACAAAACUGAUACAACUAGCAGAACCAUUGGUACAACUUAUUCCAAAAUGUCUUUUUUAAUAAGGCCAGGUAUUUUGAGUCCGGGAUAUGUAAGGUGCCAUUUCUUCCAUAUUAAUGUUAUUGUCUCACAGCAUCUGAAAAUGUUUCAGAAAUUUGGAUAUUUGAGUUCACUUGCCUUUUCUUCUGUCCAUCAAAUCUAGGUAUUACUUGGAGUGCAAUACCAGCUUGAACAUAAUUUGCUGACGUUAGGUCAUUAUAAAUAAAUUUGUAUAGACUUAAUGGACAAGAGGCUAUGUUUCUUCAGCAAGAUAAAUAUUAAGUAGGCUGCUUGUUGUUGUUGAACUUGAAAGGGG